Molecule: messenger RNA, 1810 nt
Organism: Condylura cristata (star-nosed mole)
Lineage: Eukaryota; Metazoa; Chordata; Mammalia; Eulipotyphla; Talpidae
Gene: AMZ2
Product: archaelysin family metallopeptidase 2
Exons: 8
Coding region: 391-1500 (369 amino acids)
Biological process (GO): proteolysis
Molecular function (GO): metallopeptidase activity
Source: RefSeq, a predicted model, not a curated record
CGGGUCGGGCAGUCCCGCUGUGGAGGCGGGGGAUGGUGGCGGUCGGCUGGGAGGGAUGACGGUGUGGGAGGGGUGACCGCAGCGGAAGCUGGGAGGGCAGCGGGGGCGGGGUGUCUCCCGGGGGGCGAGGAGGCCCCAGCUCUGGGGAGGCACCCCGGGGAGAAAAGACGUAGCCAGAGCCUCCUCGGGAUCAUCCCCGCUCCAUCCCUAGGGAGGACAGAGUCGCGCCUGCAGGAGGCCGAGCCCAGGAGCCCAUCACACAUUGGUGCGAGAUGCUAUGGCAACCUGCUGCGGGACGGAGCUUCCUGGUGGAACAGCUGUUUGAGCCACUGAAACAGAAGGAUGAAGCUCUACAUAGGAACCUGAUGUGAAUGGAAGAAUCCUCUCAUCAUGCAAAUAGUUCGGCACUCCUCACAGACGCUGAAAGCAGCCCUCCUGUCAAAGAACCCAGUGCUUGUGUCGCAGUAUGAGAAGUUAGAUGCUGGGGAACGGCGUUUGCUGAACGAAGCCUUCCAGCCGGGGAGUGGCCUCUUUGGGCCCAUCACCUUGCAUUCGCAGUCGGACUGGAUCACCUCCCAUCCUGAGAAUCCCCAAGACUUUGAACAGUUUUUCAGCGAUCCCGACAGAAAUGCACCCUCUCCAGAGAAUCACAGUAUUUAUAUCCAGUGCAUUGGAUCUCUAGGCAACACCAGAAUUAUCAGCGAGCAAUACAUUAAGUGGCUCAAGGGCUACUGUGAAGCAUUUUUUUAUGGCUUGACAGUCAAGCUCCUGGAACCAGUCCCUGUCUCUGCAACGAGGUGUGCCUUUAGAAUCAAUGAUAACACAAAAAACCUACAAAUCCAUGCAGGUGACAUCCUGAGGUUCUUAAAAAUGAAGAAACCCCAAGAUGCCUUCUGUAUUGUGGGGAUAACAAUGAUUGAUCUUUACCCAAGAGACUCCUGGAAUUUUGUCUUUGGACAGGCCUCUUUGACAGACGGUGUGGGGAUAUUCAGCUUUGCCAGGUACAGCAGUGAAUUUUACAGCUCGCACUUCGAAGGCCGAGUGAAGAGGCCGAAGAAAACAUCUUCCAAUGACUAUUCGAUUUUUGAUGACUAUUUCGUGCCUGACGUGGUGACGAGUGUCCUGCUGCUUCGGUCCUGUAAGACCUUGACCCACGAGAUCGGCCACAUAUUUGGACUCCGCCACUGCCAGUGGCUCGCGUGCCUGAUGCAGGGCUCCAACCACCUGGAGGAGGCCGACCUGCGGCCCCUGGACCUCUGCCCCAUCUGUCUGCGCAAGCUGCAGUGCGCCCUGGGCUUCAGCAUAAGAGAAAGAUACGAAGCCUUGGUGAGGUGGAUGGAGGAGGGGUGUGCGGACACACCGGGAGUCACUUGGAAACCGAGCCGCGAGGACAACGCUCGUCUGCCAAAGCCCGUGGAAGCCUUUAAGGAAUGGAGAGAGUGGCUAAUAAAAUGCCUCGCUGUUCUCCAGAAGCAAGAACCUUCAGAUAUGAGUAACUAAGAUAAGCGCUGGCUCUCCUGUGCCUGCCCGUGGGUGCGGACUGCGGGGGGCGGGUGGGCAGCAGGCUGGAGCCCUUGAGAAGCGCGGAGCUUUGCUGUGAGGGUCCCGGCGGAGGCCGGCAGGGCUCGCCCUUCCCAUUGUGCUGGUGCCCCGCGAGGACCAGGGCGAGCUCGGAGCAGGAAGUGAAGCGAAGCUGACGUGGCCUGUGUCCCCAGCAAGCGUUUCUGAGGAACACAACUUUUUGGACUUGGAAACCUGAAUUCCUGGGUCACCAUUAAUGCAGUAAGAUUAAAGCACGUUUCAUAACUGG